Messenger RNA from Cucurbitaria berberidis CBS 394.84, 869 nucleotides. Its product is annotated as glutathione S-transferas-like protein. The record is from RefSeq and is a predicted model, not a curated record. The coding region runs from base 68 to 727 and encodes 219 amino acids. The transcript is spliced from 2 exons. Lineage: Eukaryota; Fungi; Ascomycota; Dothideomycetes; Pleosporales; Cucurbitariaceae.
CAACAGCAACAAUUCCAUCUUCAACCUCCUUCGGUCAACUUUCACGUGACUCAUCAAUACAAUCAACAUGUCGUCCCUCAAGCCGAUUAAGAUCUGGGGUAAACGCGGCCCCAACCCACCUAAGGUUGCCAUGUUAGCAGAAGAACUGGGCCUUCCCUACGACGUCGAAGACACUCCAUUCAGCGACGUCAAAAAACCCGAAUAUCUAGCCAUUAAUCCCAACGGUCGAAUUCCGGCGAUCCACGACCCUAACACUGGUUUCACGAUUUGGGAGUCCGGUGCAAUCAUCGAGUACCUCGUCGAAAAGUACGACACUGCCCACAAGCUAAGCUUCCCACAAGGCAGUGAAGAGAGCUAUCUCGCGAAGCAAUGGCUGUUCUAUCAAGUCAGCGGCCAAGGCCCGUAUUUUGGACAGGCUGUUUGGUUCACCAAAUUCCAUGCUGAGCAGAUCCCAAGCGCGCAGGAGCGGUACUACAGCGAAAUCAAGCGCGUUACUUCCGUCCUAGAAAGUCACCUGAAGAAGCAGGAGAAGGGCGCAGAUGGCCCGUGGUUGGUCGGAAACAAGUUCUCUUAUGCGGAUUUGGCGUUUCUCCCAUGGCAGAAUAUUGUGAUAAACAUGAUGGGCGAGAAGGUGGAUCUGACUGAGUUUACGGAGACGGCCGCGUGGGUUGAGAGGGUCAAGGCCAGGCCGAGCAUUGCAAAGGUUCUUGCGGACUCAGCACACUAGGGACUGUAUUAUCAGAAGCCCUCUUAGAGAGAUGGGGACUACGGGAUCUCCUUACUUCCAAUCUAGCAGUCAUUCAAUUGAAGCUCAGCCUCGAACUAGUCCGUACAAGUGCGUGAUCUUCCCUAUUAACAAUCUUAGCUGC